UCAUGUAGCGUAGGCUACAACGUAAUGCUCAUUUAAUUGCCAAUAUUUAGGAUUUUAAGGGGUAGGCUACAGAAAACAGCAGUGGGGUGUGUGUUUUAACUGCAACGUUCAGCAGUUCAUGCAUUGGAAUCUGUGUACCUUGACCUACUACUUUCUCAAACAAGGGGAAGUUAACUCUUUAUUAAACAGUGCCACGUUAUGCACGUAGCAGGUAGAAAUACAUAACUUCAAUCCUAAACUGACGGUCUCUUUGAAAGUAUGGCAUCUGCAGGCUCUGCCCUCAAGGUCCACGCAGUGCGCUUUGGGCCGGGACAGGAUUUGCUGUGCUCCCUGCUGGCAUUCGUGGAGGAGAGAAACCUCAAAGCGCCAUUCAUCAUCACCUGUGUGGGUAGCGUAACCAAGGCAACACUCCGGCUGGCAAACGCCACUGCAGGGAAUACCAAUGAGGUGAUCCAUCUUGACGAGCGCUUUGAGAUCGUGUCGCUGGUGGGCACACUGAACAAGGAAGCUCACCUCCAUAUCUGCCUGGCCGACAAGGAGGGGAAGACGGUGGGAGGACAUGUACUGGGGGACCUGGAGGUGUUCACCACGGCUGAGGUGGUCAUCGGUGAGGCCUCUGAUCUGCUGUUUGACAGACAGAUGGACCAUCGCACAGGCUUCCCUGAGCUGGUCAUCCAACCCCGCUCUGAAAAGAACUAGACGAAGGAGGAGGACUUUAUUCUCCUAUUCUCACCUCCAUAUUUAUUUGGACAGUGAAGCAUUUUUUUUCUUUUCUCUAUAAUCCAGAAUUUGGGAUUUAAGAUCAAACGUUUCCUAUGAGGCGACAGUACAAAAUGUCACCUUUUCUGUUUUACUGUUAAGAUAUGAAAGCACUUCAUGUAUCUAGUUGCCCCAUUUUAAAGAAGUCAUAAGUAUUUGGACAAAUUCACUUAUAUAGUAUUGAAGUGGUCUAAAGUUUAGUAUUUGGUCCUAUAUUCCUAGUACACAAUGAUUACAUCAAUCUGGUGACCCUACAAACUCGAUGGAUGCAGUUGGUUUUGGUUGCGUUUUUCCCAAUAGGACCUGAAUGGUGAACGAUGUUUGGAGUAGUUUUCUUUCUAAGUGAAUAGAUAAGAUGUUUCUCAACACUUCUAAAUGAAUCCUGUUAAUGCCACGAUUAAGAAAAAUCAAGAGAGAAUCAGGAAUAAUGACGAUCGAGAAGGUUAAAGAGGCUACAACAAAACAUGCUAACCUCUCACCAUUACCUAUAACAGAGGCUACAACAAAACAUGCUAACCUCUCACCAUUACCUAUAACAGAGGCUACAACAAAACAUGCUAACCUCUCACCAUUACCUAUAACAGAGGCUACAACAAAACAUGCUAACCUCUCACCAUUACCUAUAACAGAGGCUACAACAAAACAUGCUAACCUCUCACCAUUACCUAUAACAGAGGCUACAACAAACAUGCUAACCUCUCACCAUUACCUAUAACAGAGGCUACAACAAAACAUGCUAACCUCUCACCAUUACCUAUAACAGAGGCUACAACAAAACAUGCUAACCUCUCACCAUUACCAAUAGCAGGUUAGCAUAUUAAUUUAUUAAACAUCUGUAGUGCUUUUCAUAGAAUCUCAAAGUGCUAUCAUUAAUAUUAAACAUUUUAUCUCAAAUCCAAAAUGCUGGAGUAUAGAGCCCCCCCCCCAAAAAAAAAAUGCUUCACUGACUAAAUACAUAUGGAUGGGAGUGUAUGGAUGUCUAAUAGUAAUAUCUUCUCCUCUAGCAAUUUCAUUUAAAUAGAUUGUAAUGAGAUUUAAUUAAUUCUGCUUGACUACAAUGGCAGUGUAACAUUUUAUACCAGAUAUUUGGAGACAGCUUUGUCUUUGUCGUUUUCUACACUGUUAUUACGCUUUUGUAAUGUAAUAUACUACGUUCACCAAGAGUAGCCUUAAUACAGCACAUCUCCCUAAUCUAACCCACUUCUUGGUCACUUUCUUAAGCUUAGUGUUCUUAUUCUCCCCCACACAUACAGCCACCAGUGAAUAGUGGUCUUCACCAGAGCAGGCUUUGGAGAGAGCUGACAAUACCAUAAGGAUGUUUGUAGGAAAUGUCAACAGCUGACGGAACAGCCAACAAGAGAGCACUCUUCCAUUUUGUUGUCUCUUCCAGUUUCCACAUGUAAAUGUUGGGUUUGGCUCUUUUGUUCACUGGGAGGUUGUAAAAUUGAUAGGAAAACAGCCAUUUCACAAUAAUUAAAUAGACACUGCUCAAAAAAAUAAAGGGAACACUUAAACAACACGGCCUCCUCCACGUCUCCUGAUGUACUGGCCUGUCUCCUGGUAGCGCCUCCAUGCUAUGGACACUACGCUGACAGACACAGCAAACCUUCUUGCCACAGCUCGCAUUGAUGUGCCAUCCUGGAUGAGCUGCACUACCUGAGCCACUUGUGUGGGUUGUAGAUUCCGUCUCAUGUUACCACUAGAGUGAGAGCACCGCCAGCAUUCAAAAGUGACCAAAACAUCAGCCAGGAAGCAUAGGAACUGAGAAGUGGUCUGUGGUCACCACCUGCAGAAUCACUCCUGUUUUGGGGGGUGUCUUGCUAAUUGCCUAUAAUUUCCACCUUUUGUCUAUUCCAUUUGCACAACAGCAUGUGCAAUUUAUUGUCAAUCAGUUUUGCUUCCUAAGUGGACAGUUUGAUUUCACAGAAGUGUGAUUGACUUGGAGUUACAUUGUGUUGUUUAAGUGUUCCCUUUAUUUUUUUGAGCAGUGUAUAUUAUUUUCUUCCACCUUUCCUCUGCUAAUGUGAACUGACGAUCCCCAAAUACAGCCUCCAUAGAGCGACUUUAAACGGUAGCACUUUCUACGGAGCAGAUGACUAAUGAUGUAACACCGAACAGCUGUGGGAGAAACCGUUUCUAACAGAAACCCUCCCUCCCCUGAGCGUGGAGUCGUUCUGACCAAUAGGAGAAUCUCUAGGGGCCUGGGCAGUGUUCUGCUAAUAGAUGUUUAACUAAAGCAUGUCUUUUUAAUGGCUCUGACCGCCUGUUUGCUGAGACACAAUGGGAGAACUCCCCCAGGAUUAGCCGUGACAUCCACACAGCCCCAGCCGCCCGACUGAAGAAAGUAGGCUUGCGCACGGCUGUCUGAGGGGACAGAUGCAUGGUUGUAUGUGGGCGGGGAGUGGUAACAACAUUGUGAUGGAGCAGUGUUCACGUAGAUCUAUGUGCUUUAAUUAGGCCCGAUGGUUGGAGGGAGGGGGAGAGAGAGAGAGAGGUGACAUUGAAAGCAUACCUGUAUGCGUUGUAAGUGCUUACGGAGCGAGUGCUACAUUAAGUUGUUCUUCAGAUCAGAGUGUUGAUGAUGACUCAAAUAGGAGCUAGACGGUACAUAGCUAAGCCCUUCACCACAUUUCCUAAAGGAUUUGACAGCUUUUUUAGCAUAGAAAUUUGUAUCCAUUGUAUGCAUUUUUUGGGCUUUUCCCUUCCAGGCAACUGGUCGUGUGCCUGUUGUCAUUCUUAAAUGUCAAAUCGCUAGUGAAGGAGUGGGCCAUCAAGGCCCUGUGUUGAUAACAGGUCUUAUCGUAAUAGAUCCCACAACAAAGUUAAAUCAGGAAUACAACAUGGAGUUGGGCUGGGAACAAUACAGUAGAUGAUAUAGCUUUUGUCAUGGGUCUCUGCUUAUGAGUCACCGCAAAGCCUUGGUAGGCUGGAGGAGGAAGAUAGACUGAGGAUGCAUUCCAAAUGGCACCCGAUUCCCUAUAAAGUGCACUACUUUGAUCAGGGCCCCAUUAGUGUACUACUUUUGACCAGAGACUAUGUAGGGAAUAGGGUGCUAUUUGGUCCGCAUUGUGAUUCUAGAGAGACAGUUGAUUGUGUUUCGGAUUACAGUCAGCGGGCUAGAGCAGUAAAAUUUGAGUUGGAAUAAGCAAGCAGUUUAACAUACUGUAACUAACCCAUUACAUUGUACUUUUUUUUUUAAGCAGGAAACCAUGAUCAAUAUAUUGUAAAUUUAACUGCAUCACACAACUCAAAGUUUACAUGGUGCUAUUCUGAGAAAGCUGUAUUUUGUGUGUACCAUAGUUCAUAUUCCAAAUGAACUCAAAGUGUGCAGGACGGAAGAGUGCCUCAAAAGCACAGCAAUGGGUACAGCGAGCUUUUUGACAUUGACAAAGGGACACAUAGAUACACACUUACUCACAGGGCAGCACUACAGAUACAUUUUCACAGUAUGUGGACGAGAGGCUGAGCCUCUAAGUGCCCAUUGAAAUGAGCCGGAGCAUCACUUACUACUGGGCUCCCAGUGCUUUCAGCUCUGAGCGGGCAUGCUGAAGUGGCCAUGCACCCCUCUCCCCAACAAUCUCCGCUUUGGGGUGGAAUGCUAAUCCUGUCACACAAAAAUCCCAUUUUAGUUUUUCAUUUUUACAUCAGACAAGCCAUUGGUUCAUGGCUUUUUUAAUGUCCUCUCUUCAGCCAUAUUUGUAGUGUCACCACUCAUGGUUUUUUGUGUGGAUUACCCUCAACACCAGGCGAUGUUCUUGUAUGAAUUUCUUUCCUUCAAGAGGUAGCUAACUCUUUCUCUCGCUUGGUAUAAUUUUAUAGUGAUAACACAAUGUCAGUUUAAUGUGAAAUUUCACUGAACUAUGCAGAAGGCUGAUAUACAGUAAGAAUCCAGAAAGAAAUGUGAAUUGACAGAGCUGCCCACUGGGAAUAGGGACAAUCAACUGGAAUAUUCUCACCAAAAACAGCAUUUAGUAACUGAUACUGUGUUAGAAUAACUGAUGGUUCCAGUCCAAGGGGACACAGCUAGAUGCCUGCCGGGUAGAAGCAAAUCAAGCCAGAGUUUGAGGGAACUAAAGAGCUCCCGCGGCCGGCAAGCAUCUUUGUGCUUUUGUUUUGAUCUGUUUAAACAGCAUGGUGGCCGAACCGUGCCCACUGGGACUGCUUUAGCUACACAUACUGCUAAGCAGCUCAAAGUCCUCUUUUGUGUGACAAAUGAGCAGGCAAGCACAGUGACCCCAAACGGAUGUUUCUGGAUUUAGAAAGAGAUACUGUUUGAUCUACAUCUGAGAUCUAAAGAUUUGCUACAGUUCUGCAGCGUAUUGAUCUUGCCGUAACUGUUCAGAGUUCUGUGUUGUUGGUUUUCAUGCUCUCCGAGUCCAACGUGCCCUUAGUGUUUCUGAGUGAGAGAAAGUGCUUUGUUUUCCACCCUCUACUGUUGUUUAACUGUUAUAGGCAAAUUCUGUGAUUGGAGGUGGUCAUGGUUGGAGCUCUCUCUGCUCUGGGGCACACUGUCUGGAUUGUCGUGAUCCUGCAGAAGGUUGCACUCUAUCUGGAGACUUACGCGAAACACCACAGGUGGUUGGUGGCACCUUAAUUGGGGAGGACGGGCUCAUGGUAAUGGCUGGAGCGGAAAGAGGGGAAUGGUUUUACAUUCAUCAAACACAUGGUUUUGAUGCCAUUCGCUUCGCUUCGUCGUAGCCGUUAUUAUGCCGUCCUCCCCUUAGCAGCCUCCACUGACGUACACGACAGCCUCUGUCUGCGGAGGAAGCUUGUUAUUGUUCCCCCACGACAAGAGAACGGAGCAGAUAGAACUUGACCUGAGAGGCAGCCACCGAGACGGCUACAGUACUAAACGAAAUGCUUUUGAGAGUCCACUGGAAAGCAAUCUGUCCUUUUUACUGACUGACAAAAAGUAUUUGUCUCCAAAUAUACAGUAUAAUGGUCUAAUGAAAUGUACCUUAACAUGUUGUGCCUGUUAAAUAUAUCAUUUGUAUAUUGAAAAUAAUUGGAAAUUAAUUUAAUUGAUGUGGAGGCACUAUCCAAUGAUAAUUGGUUGGAAGUAUUACAUAUUUACACAUUGCCCUUUCAACUGCAUGGGACUAGAUUCAUGCUGGAUUUUUUUUUUAAACACUUCAACGCCUAACCAAUGAGCUACAGUGAAAUGGAUGCCAUUACUGAAAGAUAUUUCACAAAUGCAUUUCAGGUGAGGUCAAGGAGAAUUGUGAUAAAGAAGAAAUUUGAUGAAAUGUAAUGUUCAAUGUGCAUAUAAAAUGACCCCUUGAUAUUGGAAGGCGUACAAUC
Salvelinus fontinalis (brook trout) is the source of this 6060-nucleotide messenger RNA. Its product is annotated as bifunctional protein GlmU-like. The coding region runs from base 259 to 699 and encodes 146 amino acids. The record is from RefSeq and is a predicted model, not a curated record. The transcript is spliced from 3 exons. Lineage: Eukaryota; Metazoa; Chordata; Actinopteri; Salmoniformes; Salmonidae.